ACACACACACACACACUCUCUGUCUGUCUGUCUGUCUCUCUCUCUCUCUCUUCACUUCACAGAGUCACUCGAGCUCGAGCAUGGACGAACGGUGGAACAAGAUCUCCAAGAAAGAAACAGGCGUUUCAUCGUCUUCAUCUUCGAAACCUCGUCUCCUCAGAAGCUUCUCUCAGAAGAUCACCUCCUCCUCCAAGUCCUCGCUCCCGCGAAGCCACUCGCUCAAGAACACCGCGUCCUCCUCCUCCUCCUCCUCCAACCACAACCACCACCACGGCAGCAGCAGCAGCAGUAACAACAACGGCUCGUCUCUCUCGAGGAGCUCGUCCUCCAAGAGCGCGAGCGGGUCGAACCUGACCCGCAAGUACAGCAACCUCGCCAAGGAGCAGAAGGCCCGGUUCUACAUCAUGCGCCGGUCGCGCGAUUGCUCCCGAAGCAUAUUUUAGAGUUUAUCCGAAGGACACCCGGCAUUCGCUCUCGUAAAAGAUCUGGCGAAGGAACUCGGCCCUAGAGAUCGCUAAAUUCGAUCCGUCCGCUACGAGCCCGUCACGUAGGUACGUAGAGAGAUGACAAGAAACGCGAAUUACGAUACGUAUAAGUACGUCAAUGUAAUGUCCUUUUUGGGUUACGCAUCUGGGGUCAGGGUUUUGAGGAUAUUGACGAAAUCAACAAUCUCUUUCUCUCU
Messenger RNA from Syzygium oleosum, 682 nucleotides. Its product is annotated as small polypeptide DEVIL 13-like. Gene Ontology annotation, biological process: negative regulation of cell population proliferation. The transcript is spliced from 2 exons. Lineage: Eukaryota; Viridiplantae; Streptophyta; Magnoliopsida; Myrtales; Myrtaceae. The record is from RefSeq and is a predicted model, not a curated record. Bases 81 to 443 code for a protein of 120 amino acids.